Molecule: messenger RNA, 911 nt
Organism: Pocillopora meandrina
Lineage: Eukaryota; Metazoa; Cnidaria; Anthozoa; Scleractinia; Pocilloporidae
Source: the annotation of a GenBank genome assembly
AUGAGAACUCAAAGUAAAAACAAUCGAAUAGUUGAAGUGCGGGAAAACGCGGGCGACCACGUCGCGAUUGUUUUUAGUCUUGCAUCUGAGUGGUUAAGAGGAUGGUGCAAAUCUUCUGACCAAUCACAGAGCAAAGUAAGUAAAACCAAAGCGGUCUCGGAUUACCUUAGACUCUCAAUUGAAACUGAAUAGCUCCAAUAACAUGUGUGCACAGAUUGGUUACAUUAAAUAAAAAAUAUUCUCGGUUCAUCCUCUUCUUUUUGUUUGUUUGUUUUUUGCGUUUUUUAAUCUUAAACUUUUUACAUUUCAGAUGCAUUCCGUUUCAAUACUACUCAUGGUCCUUAUCCUGAGUUUCGCAAUCCAGAGGUCUGGAGCCGACUACGCGGCCUGUGCUAAUGAUUGUUACAGUACUUACAGGCAAUGUGUGGGAAUCUGCAAAGUGCCAGCGGAUUGUUUCAGUUGCUCAAACAGUUGGAGAAACUGCGAUGCAGGAUGUCGAAAGAAGAGAGAACUAGCGGCAAAUUUAGGGGCUGGGGUCUAUUCUAAAAAAGACGAAAAACUGUCGGAGUUUAGUUUGAAAAAGGCUGCCAGUGAAAAGCAGAAGAGAAUGUGGAACCUUCUAUUCUACCGCAGGAAACGAACAGCAUAAAUAUCAGGAUUAGCUUUGAGGGAGUGAGGGAGGCUUAAAUGUUUAUGUUAACCCUAGGUAGUUAAUUGAUAAUUCCAUUUACGAGUUUCAAUCGUAUUUUUCUUUGCAUGGUAGAAAUUUCUAAAAAUGAGAUAAACAGGCUGAGAGUAAUUAUAUCACAUUAGUAGAAACUAAUAAAGUUAGAGAUUGAAAAAAAAAUGGUCGAUAUUUGUAAAAUGAAAGAGAAGCCAAUUCUCCAAACUCAUUCAACGUUAACGCAAUG